AUGUCCAAUACUCAGAACCGGAUACACUUUUCUAAACGGGUCGAUGAGGAGUGGCUGACAACAUGCAAGAACGAAGAAGGAGAAGAGUGUGGUGUACCAGCCAUUGCUUGGAUCCCGAUACCUAAAAAAAAUAGCCCUAGUUUCCUUGACAAAAUAGAAGUUUACCCCGCGAAUUAUAACCUUGAGAAUAUGAGAAAGUACCUAGCAAUACCAUUAAUAAAGUACAGUUGGCAAAGGGUAUCUGUCUACGAAUAUAAUAAAACCUAUGAUUGUUACCAAGUCGUACCAGUAUCACUUGAACAUGGACCUUAUUAUGUAGAAAGGUAA
This is a messenger RNA of Nezara viridula (southern green stink bug), 327 nucleotides long. Lineage: Eukaryota; Metazoa; Arthropoda; Insecta; Hemiptera; Pentatomidae. The record is from the annotation of a GenBank genome assembly.